AUGGCCUCCCUCUCUAGGAAACCUCUUGCUCCCCGCUCUCUACCACAGAAACGCCCCCGUUCACCAGACCACCAUGACCCACUUCCCACCACCAAGCGUGUCCGACCAGCUCCUCGCCCAACCCAUGACCCAGCAAAGGACCGCAAAAAUCCAGAUAAGGAGAAAGUAAAAGCACAACUCAAGGCCGAAUUCAAAGACAAGUAUUGCCGCGCUUUUCCAUCUUGGAUUUUCUAUUUCGACUCGGAGAACACUCAGGCUCACCCCUUCGAAGCUAGGAUACAUCAACUGGGAGCCACAAUCGAAGACUUCUUCUCGAAGCAGGUCACUCAUGUCAUUACCGAUCGACCUAUCCCUUCUUCCGUUGAGAAAGAAAAGGAGAAUUUGUCAAAGUCUUCCAAAACCUUUUUGAAGAGCCCCAUAAGACUCAAGGGAAGGUGUGUCAAGUUAUUGUUGCUCUUUCUCUCCAAACCGCCUCACAAUCUUCAAAGAGUGGGAGAAGAAACGAAAUCAGCUCCGGGUUUCGAUUUAGUCGCCAAGGCCAUCUCCUUCGGUCUCAAAGUAUGGAGCCCAACAAAACUUGAAAGUGUGUUGGCCAGAUGUAUAGAUCAACCACCGGUCAACAAGUCUAUCCUUCCCUGCCAGCAAACUGCCGCUCCCCACCCCCAACGCGCCUUGACUCGCCUACUUCAAAGUGAAAAGAUUCACGGGAGUACAGAGCGUGACCCAACUCAGAAGAGGCACGAUUAUCGUUAUUUCUCCCGAGCAACUCAUUUCGUUCUCGUCGAAGACUUGCGUCAAGAACUUGCUACCCUCAUUGCUCACGAAUAUCCUCCACCCAAACGAGAUGCAGGCCUCAAGACUCCCUGGCCAACCUUGCAUUGUCACCCGCAUUCUCGCGGUCCCUUUAUUGUUUUUGAUGAAAAAGAGAAAAAGCGGUGGGAAAAGAUGCAACAAAUUGGCAAAGGCGUAAAGAUUGGUCACACCGAUCGCGGAAAGCGAAAUGAUUGCGACGCACGAAUUGAGACGAUGAAGAACACGGUUCACGCGAAGGAUAGUGUGAAGCCUGGUGCCGACUUGAGACGUUCCGUUUCUUUGAACAAUCUUCGUCGUCAAAUGUCACACAAGGACCCUGUUGUUGAAGAUGUCGGUGGUUUUGGCGAUAACGUAGACCACGUCAACGCUUCAGGUUUCCUCGCCUCGGGUUAUAUGGCCGCCUCGGGAAAUAGCGUUGGUUUAACUUCGACGACAGGGACCACGUCCACCUCUGGAUAUUUUUUGAGAAACGGACCUUUGCCCUCUGCCCUCGUUGGUCAGAUAAAGAAAGAGGUUGUUACGUCGCGCAAAUUUCCAUCUGCGAACAAACUUCAGCCUGCCAGCCUCAUGGGACCACCUAAAACUGUUCCCCAUAGACAGCCGGUGUUGAAGAAGAGUAAGAGUACCAACACGCUCAAGUUACCGAAACGGGAGGAGGGCAGCAAGCCUGGUUAUUGUGAGAGUUGUCGUCAAAAAUUCGAUGAUUUUAAAGCGCAUGUUAGUGGACGGAAGCAUCGCACAUUUGCGAUGGAAGCUGCCAACUUUGCCCAACUAGACUGUGUUCUUGCUCGCGUUCAGCGACGUACUCGUCGCGAGGUCGAGGAGGAACAGCGGAAAAGAGUGCUGACGCGGCGGAGUCGGUGCGCUGAAGGGCAUCGUCACAUAAUUGGUAUAAAUUGGCAUCUUUCCAAGUAG
Molecule: messenger RNA, 1728 nt
Organism: Laccaria bicolor S238N-H82
Lineage: Eukaryota; Fungi; Basidiomycota; Agaricomycetes; Agaricales; Hydnangiaceae
Exons: 3
Coding region: 1-1728 (575 amino acids)
Biological process (GO): positive regulation of nuclear cell cycle DNA replication; regulation of cell cycle phase transition
Cellular component (GO): Dbf4-dependent protein kinase complex; nucleus
Molecular function (GO): nucleic acid binding; zinc ion binding; protein serine/threonine kinase activator activity
Source: RefSeq, a predicted model, not a curated record